This is a messenger RNA of Nyctereutes procyonoides (raccoon dog), 5305 nucleotides long. It is a transcript of the gene TCHH, whose product is annotated as trichohyalin. The transcript is spliced from 3 exons. NCBI's taxonomy places the organism in Eukaryota, Metazoa, Chordata, Mammalia, Carnivora, Canidae. Gene Ontology annotation, molecular function: transition metal ion binding; calcium ion binding. Bases 88 to 5148 code for a protein of 1686 amino acids. Gene Ontology annotation, biological process: intermediate filament organization. The record is from RefSeq and is a predicted model, not a curated record.
UGCCCAGUACACUUGCCAGCAGUGUCAGCGAGGGCUCAGCUUCCUUUGGUGAAGUGGAUUUACUUGAACGUGAAGGAAAGAAAAAAAAUGUCUCCACUUCUGAGAAGCAUCUUCAAUAUCACUGAAAUGUUUAAUCAAUAUGCCUCACAUGAUUGUGAUGGGGCAGCACUAAGCAAGAAAGACCUGAAGAACCUCCUUGAAAGGGAAUUUGGAGAUGUACUUCGGAGACCACAUGACCCUGAGACAGUAGAUCUGAUCCUGGAACUUCUGGAUCGCGACUGUAACGGGCUGGUUGAUUUCAAUGAAUUCCUCCUGUUCGUUUUCAAGGUGGCUCAAGCUUGUUAUUACGCUCUCAGCCAGGCUGCCGGGCUAGAUGAGAAGGGGGCCAAGUGUGAGGGAAAGGAUAACCCAUUACAAGAUCCCAGGCAAAAAGAAGACCAAAGGAGAUUUGAGCCCCAGGACACACAAUUUGAAGAACGCAGGCAGAAGAGACAGGAACUGGAGAGGGAGCUCGCAGAGGAGGAGCAGCAGCGGCUGCAGAGGCGAGAACAGGAAAGGCACCUGGAAGAGGAAGAGCAUCUGCAGAGGCGCAAGGGUCGAGAGCCAGAGACACUUCCUGAUCAAGAGCAAAGGCGAGAGAGGCAGGCGCAGCGGGAGCUGCAAGAGGAAGAGCAUCUGCAAAGGCGGGAGCGCCAAGAGCAAGGCGAGCGGGCACUCGAGGAGGAAGGCGAGCAACUGCAACGGCAAAGGCGCCAGGAAAGGCACCUGGAGCAGGAGCUGCGGCGCGAACAGGAGAGGAGUGUGCAAGAACUGAGGCGCGAGGAGCGCGAGGAGCAGCUCCUGGAGCAGGAGCUGAGGCGCGAGCAAGAACUAAGGCGCGAGCAGGAGCAGACACGUGAGCAGCUGAGACGCAAGGAGCCGCGCCUGGAGCAGGAGCUGAGGCGCGAGCAAGAAUUUAGGCGCGAGCAGCUGAGACGCAAGGAGCCGCACCUGGAGCAGGAGCUGGGGCGCAAACAAGAAUUAAGACACGAGCAGGAGCUGAGACACGAGGAGCAGGAGCUCAGGCGUGAGCAGGAGCUAAGGCGCGAGCAAGAACUGAGGCGCAAUGAGCAGCGCCUGGAGCAGGAGCUGAGGCGCGAGCAGGAGGAAAGACGCGAGGAGCCGCGCCUGGAGCAGGAGCUGAGGCGCGAGCAAGAACUGAGGCGCAAUGAGCAGCGCCUGGAGCAGGAGCUGAGGCGCGAACAAGAACUGAGGCGCAAUGAGCAGCGCCUGGAGCAGGAGCUGAGGCGCGAGCAGGAGGAAAGACGCGAGCAAGAACUAAGGCGCGAGCAGGAGCUGAGACGCAAGGAGCCGCGCCUGGAGCAGGAGCUGAGGCGCGAGCAAGAACUAAGGCGCGAGCAAGAACUGAGGCGCAAUGAGCAGCGCCUGGAGCAGGAGCUGAGGCGCGAGCAGGAGGAAAGACGCGAGCAAGAACUAAGGCGCGAGCAGGAGCUGAGGCGCAAGGAGCCGCGCCUGGAGCAGGAGCUGAGGCGCGAGCAAGAACUAAGGCGCGAGCAAGAACUGAGGCGCAAUGAGCAGCGCCUGGAGCAGGAGCUGAGGCGCGAGCAGGAGGAAAGACGCGAGCAAGAACUAAGGCGCGAGCAGAUGCUGAGGCGCAAGGAGCCGCGCCUGGAGCAAGAGCUGAGGCGCGAGCAGGAGGAAAGACGCGAGGAGCCGCGCCUGGAGCAGGAGCUGAGGCGCGAACAAGAACUGAGGCGCAAUGAGCAGCGCCUGGAGCAGGAGCUGAGGCGCGAGCAGGAGGAAAGACGCGAGGAGCCGCGCCUGGAGCAGGAGCUGAGGCGCGAGCAGGAGGAAAGACGCGAGGAGCCGCGCCUGGAGCAGGAGCUGAGGCGCGAGCAGGAGGAAAGACGCGAGCAAGAACUAAGGCGCGAGCAGGAGCUGAGGCGCAAGGAGCCGCGCCUGGAGCAGGAGCUGAGGCGCGAGCAGGAAAGACGCGAGCAGCUCAGACGCGAGGAGCAGCGCCUGGAGAAGCAGCAGAGGAGCGAGCAGCAGCUGGCUGAGGAGGUGGAGCAGGAAGAGGCACGUGAGCGGGGCAAGUGCCGCACCCCAAGGUGGCAGUGGCAGCUCGAAAGUGAGGCGGAAGCUCGUCAGAGCAAAGUUUACUCCAGGCCCCGCAGGCAGGAGGAAGAGAAGAGGCAGCGCCAGGAGCUCGGGCAGCAGCUGCGGGCGCAGGAGGAGGACGCGCAGUGGCAGCGCGGGGCCCGGCCCCUCGGAGAGGAGCGCGAACGCGGGCUGCAACGGGAGGAGCAGGUGCGCCUGCUGGAGGCGGAGGAAGAGCAGCGCCGCGACUCUAAAUGGCAGUGGCAGGCGGAGGAAGAGAGCGAGAGGCGCCGCCAGAGGCUGUCGGCCAGGCCCGCUUUGCAGGAGCAGCGGGAGAGGCAGCUAAGAGCGGAGGAGCCACAGGAGCGGAAACUGUUCCGUGAAGAGGAGCAGCAGCGCCGACGACUCGAGAGGGAGCAGGAGCAGCAGGUCCGUGAGGAGGAGAAGCAGCUCCGGUUGGAGAACUUCCAAGAGGAUCAAGGGAGGAAGCUACGCCAGGAGGAGCAGCGCCGAGACCAAAAAUGGAGGUGGCAACUAGAUGAGGGAAGCCAAAGACACCGCCACAUAGUGUACGCCAAGCCAGCUGAACGGGAGCCGCUGAGGGAGGAAGAGCAGGUGCAGAGGGAGGAACGCGAGAAAAGGAGGCGCCAGGAGGAACCGCUCCUGCAGGAACGGGAAGAGCAGCUGCGCCGCCAGGAGCGCGACAGGAAGCUCCGCGAGGAGGAACAGCUCCUGCAGGAACGGGAAGAGCAGCUGCGCCGCCAGGAGCGCGACAAGAAGUUCCGCGAGGAGGAACAGCUCCUGCAGGAACGGGAAGAGCAGCUGCGCAGGAGGGAACGUGAGCAGCAGCUGCGACAGGAGCGCGACAGGAAGUUCCGCGAGGAGGAACAGCUCCUGCAGGAACGGGAAGAGCAGCUGCGCCAGGAGCGCGACACGAAGUUCCGCGAGGAGGAACCGCUCCUGCAGGAAAGGGAAGAGCAGCUGCGCCGCCAGGAACGCGACAGGAAGUUCCGCGAGGAGGAACAGCUCCUGCAGGAACGGGAAGAGCAGCUGCGCAGAAGGGAACGUGAGCAGCAGCUGCGCCAGGAGCGCGACAGGAAGCUCCGCGAGGAGGAACAGCUCCUGCAGGAAUGGGAAGAGCAGCUGCGCCGCCAGGAGCGCGACAGGAAGUUCCGCGAGGAGGAACAGCUCCUGCAGGAACGGGAAGAGCAGCUGCGCCGCCAGGAGCGCGACAGAAAGUUCCGCGAGGAGGAACAGCUCCUGCAGGAACGGGAAGAGCAGCUGCGCCGCCAGGAGCGCGACAGGAAGUUCCGCGAGGAGGAACAGCUCCUGCAGGAACGGGAAGAGCAGCUGCGCAGGAGGGAACGUGAGCAGCAGCUGCGCCAGGAGCGCGACAGGAAGUUCCGCGAGGAGGAACAGCUCCUGCAGGAACGGGAAGAGCAGCUGCGCCGCCAGGAGCGCGACAGGAAGCUCCGCGAGGAGGAACAGCUCCUGCAGGAACGGGAAGAGCAGCUGCGCAGGAGGGAACGUGAGCAGCAGCUGCGCCAGGAGCGCGACAGGAAGUUCCGCGAGGAGGAAUCGCUCCUGCAGGAACGGGAAGAGCAGCUGCGCCGCCAGGAGCGCGACAGGAAGUUCCGCGAGGAGGAACAGCUCCUGCAGGAACGGGAAGAGCAGCUGCGCCGCCAGGAGCGCGACAGGAAGUUCCGCGAGGAGGAACAGCUCCUGCAGGAACGGGAAGAGCAGCUGCGCCGCCAGGAGCGCGACAGGAAGUUCCGCGAGGAGGAACAGCUCCUGCAGGAACGGGAAGAGCAGCUGCGCCGCCAGGAGCGCGACAGGAAGUUCCGCGAGGAGGAACAGCUCCUGCAGGAACGGGAAGAGCAGCUGCGCCGCCAGGAGCGCGACAGGAAGUUCCGCGAGGAGGAACCGCUCCUGCAGGAACGGGAAGAGCAGCUGCGCCGCCAGGAGCGCGACAGGAAGUUCCGCGAGGAGGAACAGCUCCUGCAGGAACGGGAAGAGCAGCUGCGCAGGAGGGAACGUGAGCAGCAGCUGCGCCAGGAGCGCGACAGGAAGUUCCGCGAGGAGGAACAGCUCCUGCAGGAACGGGAAGAGCAGCUGCGCCGCCAGGAGCGCGACAGGAAGCUCCGCGAGGAGGAACAGCUCCUGCAGGAACGGGAAGAGCAGCUGCGCAGGAGGGAACGUGAGCAGCAGCUGCGCCAGGAGCGCGACAGGAAGUUCCGCGAGGAGGAAUCGCUCCUGCAGGAACGGGAAGAGCAGCUGCGCCGCCAGGAGCGCGACAGGAAGUUCCGCGAGGAGGAACAGCUCCUGCAGGAACGGGAAGAGCAGCUGCGCCGCCAGGAGCGCGACAGGAAGUUCCGCGAGGAGGAACCGCUCCUGCAGGAACGGGAAGAGCAGCUGCGCCGCCAGGAGCGCGACAGGAAGUUCCGCGAGGAGGAACCGCUCCUGCAGGAACGGGAAGAGCAGCUGCGCCGCCAGGAGCGCGACAGGAAGUUCCGCGAGGAGGAACAGCUCCUGCAGGAACGGGAAGAGCAGCUGCGCCGCCAGGAGCGAGACAGGAAGUUCCGCGAGGAGGAACAGCUCCUGCAGGAACGGGAAGAGCAGCUGCGCAGGAGGGAACGUGAGCAGCAGCUGCGCCAGGAGAGCGACAGGAAGUUCCGCGAGGAGGAACCGCUCCUGCAAGAAAGGGAAGAGCAGCUGCGCCGCCAGGAGCGCGACAGGAAGUUCCGCGACGAGGAACAGCUCCUGCAGGAAAGGGAAGAGCAGCUGCGCAGGAGGGAACGUGAGCAGCAGCUGCGCCAGAAGCGCGACAGGAAGUUCCGCGAGGAGGAACCUCUCCUGCAGGAAAGGGAAGAGCAGCUGCGCCGCCAGCAGAGAGAGGAUCAGAGGCGCCGUAGCCAAGUCUGGGAAGAAGGAAACAAAGGCCGUAGGCAGGCUCUGGAGCCCGGCAAGCGUCCGUUUGCUAGUGUCCCGGUGCGCUCCAGUCCUCUCUAUGAGUACAUCCAAGAGCAGAGAUCUCAGUACCGCCCUUAAGAGAUGUUACCAAUAUCCCGACACCUGCCAAAGCUUCCAGCAAAAGAUAAUGAGGAAACACUGGAUACCAAAUAACUCAGAUGUUUCUGGUUGUGGGAGAACUCUCUGAUGUUUCAAAAUCUUUUUUUCCAAAACUUUAAACUAUAGUCAUUUCAUA